Molecule: messenger RNA, 2055 nt
Organism: Limulus polyphemus (Atlantic horseshoe crab)
Lineage: Eukaryota; Metazoa; Arthropoda; Merostomata; Xiphosura; Limulidae
Exons: 6
Coding region: 201-1871 (556 amino acids)
Source: RefSeq, a predicted model, not a curated record
UCUAAUACAAAAUAAAUAAGAGUGUGAAAAGGGCUAAGACGAAAUAAAGUGUUGAUUAGAACAACACUAUGAUUAAUUAUCGUGAGUUAAAAAAAGGUUAAAGGAAAGUUUGAAACUCAUGAAUAUUUUAAAUUAUUAUUGGAGUAAGGUAAAUUUUAUUAUUUUGCUUUUAUUGUUGUUGCAUAAUAUUAAUUUCCGAGAUGACGAGAAUUCUAAUUAUUUUUCUAUGGCUUUUUAGGCAUGAGUUUCAUCUUUAUAUUAGUUUACCUCUUAUGAUAGGGAUAUUGAUUAAUUUUAAUGGAUUGAGGAAUGUAUACUCUCUAAAUACAGAAGGUAUAAACGCUGAAAACAUAAUCCAAGCUCAGUUUGGAAAUAAAAAUCAAUUAAUGGAAGGACAAAAACAGUAUGAAAUUAUUACGAGCAAGUUACCUCAGUAUGGAGAGUGUUGGAAGAGGGCAGUAGAAGAUCUUCAUAAAGGCUGUAAGGAACUAACUGACGAUAUUCAAAGUCGUGUGGCUCUUAAAUUUACAAAUUGUUUUUUACAGAAGUUAGGAAUGAAAACAUAUCCUUGCAGUAAUGAAAUUGAAGUUAGUGAAUGUAUUCACGAUAUUAAUGACAAGGCAUUUGCAUCAUACACAGAGUUUUUUACACAUACCCAAAGUAUAUGUUUUUUUCUUCAAAGUCAAGUUUGGCAAGAACAAACAGAAACUGUCAUUUCAAAGUUGUCAGUAAAUUCUGCUCGGGUCAGCCAUCAACUUAAAGUGGCAGGUGAAACACAAGAACAACUACUGCAACUACAAAGACUUUCUCUCAAUAAUCAAAAUAAACUUGCCAAAAGUGGAGAAGGAUUGAGUUUAGAGUUGGAGCGCUCUCGAGAUAAUGUUCGGAUUCUUUUUGAAGAGUUCAGAUCAUCAACCAAUGAACAGCGUAUGAUGAUCUUUGAGGUAUUUGAACGUGUGUCUAAACUGCAAUCAUUUGUUCUAGGUGAAUUUUCUGGGUUUUACUCUUUGGUUUUUUAUUUAGUUGCAGCUUUUGUGUCAUAUUUGUUAACAUCCACAUCUCGCACCAGUGAAGCAAGGUUUUGGCUGUUUGCUCUUUUUACUGCAAACAUUCUCAUUGAGAGACUACUUACUCAGUAUAGUCUUGAAGCUGAAGCUAAACAAAAUAAACUCUUGGAAGCAGAUGGUCCUGUUUAUUGGCACAUCUGCCUAUGUCGGAAGAUAGUGUGUGGCUUGGCAGUAGCUAUUUUAAGCUGGUUUGCUUAUAAGUUCCAAGAUUAUGCAAUUAUAAAUAAUCAACUUUUAACAGAAAUACAACAGCAAAACAAAGAACUAAAGAACUAUCUGGAAAACAUGGGACACACUACUCCUGGAAGCUUUUACCCAAUGGCCGUAGGAACUUCUUUAAAUAAUUCCUCUUUUUCUGACCAAAGGUCACUCACUUCAGAGUCAGGUUUAAACAGUUCCUCAGAUUUUUCUGAUGAUGAAACCUUUAUCUGCAACCUUUCACACAGUGAAGUAAAUGAAAAAAUACCUGAAAUAACACCCAAUGGUAUACCCCUUGGAGAUAUCAGAUGGAAUAGAGGAGACUCGCAACUAAUCAACCAGGCAACAUUUGGAGCGACAUCUGAUGCUCAAGUGAAAAACAAACCUGAAAAAACAGGAGUCACUGAGCGACGUUACAACCUUCGUGCUCGUAACAAGCCACAGCAGACUACGAAUGAAGUUAUUACAGAUGAAUCUCCAAAAACAUUCGCCAAGACUGUAAAGAAGCUUGCUAGUAUUUCAAGACAUAAUAGUCAAAAAGUUCAGCAGACGAUGAAACACUUGAAAAAACAACAUGCCCCUUUCUUUUCAUCGGAUGAGGACUAACUUUUUUUUUAAUGUGUGCAUUUCGGAAAUCAAAUAAACUAAAUUUUACAAAGAAGUAGACAUUGUGUUAGCUCACUGAUAAAACUAUCUUAAAAUCCAAGAAGUUUAGGACCAGAUCUUUUUAUUCAUUCCACAAUAAAGGCCCAACACAAAGUCACAAUGAAUUUUUACAAGUGGAAGAAAA